Drosophila arizonae is the source of this 755-nucleotide messenger RNA. It is a transcript of the gene Gtpx, whose product is annotated as phospholipid hydroperoxide glutathione peroxidase Gtpx. Lineage: Eukaryota; Metazoa; Arthropoda; Insecta; Diptera; Drosophilidae. The record is from RefSeq and is a predicted model, not a curated record. Gene Ontology annotation, molecular function: peroxidase activity. Gene Ontology annotation, biological process: response to oxidative stress.
CGCUUCCUAUUAAAUAUGUAUAUCAGGCACAUGCAAAGCGUUUCACGACAGGCAUUCCGGUGCUUCCAAUUAUCUACAACAAGAACAACAAAUCGUAAUUUCGGUAUAGCUGCAAUAUCAGUAAAUAAAUGUCCGCGUUAUUGCGCUGUCCUUUUGCCAUUGUUUGCGGUUGCCGGCAAUGUUGAGUGCAGUACGGAUUUAGCUACGAAGUCACAUUACUCCACAGCAGCUGCCGUCGACAUGUCGGACGGUGAUUACAAGAACGCAGCCUCGAUCUACGAGUUCAGCGUGAAGGACACCCAUGGAAACGAUGUCUCCCUGGAAAAGUAUAAGGGCCAGGUUAUCCUCAUCGUCAAUAUUGCUUCAAAGUGUGGUUUAACUAAAAAUAACUACAAGAAGUUGACCGAUCUGAAGGAGAAGUAUGGCGAACGCGGGCUGACCAUCCUGAACUUCCCAUGCAAUCAAUUUGGCUCCCAGAUGCCUGAGGCCGAUGGGGAGGCCAUGGUCUGUCAUCUUCGUGACUCUAAAGCAGACAUUGGCGAAGUCUUUGCCAAGAUUGAUGUGAAUGGCGAUAAUGCAGCGCCUUUGUAUAAGUACUUGAAGGCCAAGCAAUCUGGCACCUUGGGCAGCGGCAUCAAAUGGAACUUCACCAAAUUCCUGGUGAACAGGGAAGGCGUUCCAAUCAAUCGGUAUGCACCCACUACCGAUCCCAUGGACAUAGCCAAGGAUAUCGAGAAACUAUUGUAGAUCUCCAU